AUGGCUAUUAAUGGCAACGCGCACUCGCAAGAGUACCCCCCGCGAGCGGACUUGCGGAGGAUGAUGGACGAAUGCCCGCUCCCCGCACUGGUCCCGGGGUUGGUCGACUCGGAGUCGUUGGCUGGCAAUGCGGCGACUGAGCAGGCGAAUAUUGUAUUGAGCCGCUUCAAUGCUGCGUUGGCUAAUAAUGAUGCCGCGUCUCUCGAGGCCUGCUUCUAUGCUGAUCAGGCAUUUUGGAAAGACCAACUCGCACUGACGUACCAUUUGCGCACUUUCAAGACCCCAGGCGUAAUUGCAGCGAGUCUUCUAGAGACGGAGAAGCUGAGAAAUAUUUCGAAGGGAAUUGCUGUUGAUGGCGCAGCUGUGUUUCUCCCAGCUACCCCGGUCCUUCAAUUUAUUGACUGCCCGAUCGUGUUUCGAACUGAAUCUCCUGGCGCCACUUGCCGAGGCAAGAUCCUCUUCUUGCCUGUUAAGACCGAGCAUCAGGGCACAGAGACAAUUGAGUGGAAGAUCUGGAUCCUCAGCACUAGACUGGGAAACCUGGAUAUACAGGCUGAAGAUGAAAGCUUGCUUCACGCUGCUGCAAGACGAUUCGAUGAUCCUGAUUUCGAGACCGAUGUCUUCAUCAUCGGAGGCGGUAACGCUGCCGCUGCCCUGUCAGCUCGGCUGAAGGCCCUCGGUGUUGACAGUGUUAUGGCCGAGCGGAAUCCGAAGGCCGGCGACAACUGGGCGCUUCGGUACGACUGUAUGCGAUUCCAUCUCCCGACAUCCUUCUGUGAUCUGCCAUUCAUGUGUUACGACAAGGAAUUGCAAACACCUCACCUUCUUUCCCGAACUGACCUUGCGUCACAGGUUGUGCGAUACGUGGAGACCUUCAACCUCAACAUUAUCAACUCGGUGAAGAUUCAGUCAACGCACUAUGACCCGUCCACGCAAAGGUGGCGGAUCAAAUUCCAAGUGCCCGGUGGUCAACGUACUGCAGUCUCCAAGCAUCUUGUCUUGGCAACUGGUAUUGGGUCGCAGAAGCCCAACAUGCCACAGGUUGCGGACAGGAAUCUAUACCAGGGGAUCAGUGUCCACUCGGCACAAUAUCAGAAUGCAAAGCAACUGGUGGAGAAGGGUGCUAAGUCUGUCCUCGUGAUUGGAUCCGCCAACACAGCCUUCGACGUGCUUGAGGACUGCCACGCUGCGGGUCUUCAACCCACAAUGAAUGUCCGCUCUCCCACAUACAUUGUCCCUGUCGACUAUAUCUGCGACAAGAUGAGUCUUGGAGCAUACAACUUUGGAGUCGAGGCAGCCGACAAUCUUUUCUUGACAUUACCGGCAAGUGUAGAUGGCCAGCUCGCUCGCGGGCUGUUCGCGAUGUUCGCAUCCAAGGAGCCGAAGCGGUACGAGGCUUUGGAGGCAGCUGGAUUCCCUGUUUUUGACAGCAGUCAUCCCACCUCGGCCUUGAUGCAUAAUUUGCUCGAGAAGGCUGGUGGUCACUACGUCGAUGUGGGUGGUACCAAGCUACUUGCGGAAAGAAAAGCUGGUAUUAAGGCGGGAGUCGAGCCUGUCGCAUAUACUGCAACAGGUCUUAUUUUCUCGGACGGGAGCACUGUCGACGCAGAUGCUAUCGUGUGGUGCACUGGAUUCUCUGAUGGUAACCUCCGUGGCACCGCAGAGGAGAUCCUCGGUGGUAGCCAAUCCGAGGUCAGUGAAAUUGCACAUGGAAGCAAGCACCUACUCGGUCCCCACGAACUCGCCAAGCGUGUCGACGCGACUUGGGGAAUUGACGAUGAAGGUGAAAUUCGCGGUAUGUGGAAGCGUCACUUGCGCCUUGAUAGCUUUUGGGUGAUGGGUGGCUAUACUCAACAACACCGAUGGCACUCGCGCACCCUCGCGCUUCAGAUUAAGGCUGCACUGGCGGGAAUUUUGCCUCCAGCAUAUCGUGAUACUCCGUUGCCGCGAACCAAGUAA
Penicillium pulvis is the source of this 1959-nucleotide messenger RNA. RefSeq lists its product as uncharacterized. Gene Ontology annotation, molecular function: flavin adenine dinucleotide binding; monooxygenase activity. Bases 1 to 1959 code for a protein of 652 amino acids. Lineage: Eukaryota; Fungi; Ascomycota; Eurotiomycetes; Eurotiales; Aspergillaceae. The record is from RefSeq and is a predicted model, not a curated record. The transcript is spliced from 6 exons.